GUGAGAAAACGCACAAAAACAACUCGCAUCAGAAGACCGACCGGCUUCGGAGGAGAGGAUCGGCACGAAUAUCGGUUCUUCCAUUCCACUCUUAAACCGGUUCAGUUACCACCAUUUUACCGCCGAAACCGGAUCCAUUCAAAACCAACCCUAACCGGUCCACCAUCACGGUUCUCCUCUCCCAAAUCCAUUCAAUAAACCGUGAUUAUUGAUCAAUGGAGCAAAAUCUUGAACUGGUACCAAUUACAUCACAAAAACACGACCCAGCAUGGAAACAUUGUCAAUUGUUUAAGAAUGGUGAAAAAGUGCAACUUAAAUGCAAUUAUUGUCUCAAGUUUUUCAAAGGUGGUGGGAUUCAUAGGUUUAAGGAACACCUUGCUUGUCAGAAAGGCAAUGCUUCAAUGUGUAGUAGUGUUCCUGCUGAUGUAAGGCAACAUAUGCAGCAGAGUUUGGAUGGUGUUGUUGUGAAGAAGAGGAAGAGACAGAAGAUCGAGGAGGAGAUUAUGAAUGUUAAUCCUUUAGCUACUGUUUUGAAUGGUGGUAAUAAUCAGAUGGAUGUUAAUCAUCAUGGGGUGCAUGUGCAGCCUAUUGGAGUUCAUGAUCCAAUGGAACAGAAUCCGGUCUCGUGUCAGAUGUUUCAUUCGCCCGGUGAAGGAAUGAGUAGAAAUGUAGAGAGAAGGAAGAAGAUUAGAGCUACUAAGAAUCAGAAUCAGAAUCCGGCUGCGGUGGUUUAUAAUACGAACUAUGAGCCUGAACCUGUUGUUGCCCCCAUGGAGAAAAAUACAUUGUUUCCUACAAAGGUGGACCAUCAAAUUCAUAUGGCGAUAGGAAGGUUUUUGUAUGAUAUCGGUGCGCCUUUUGAUGCUGUGAACUCGAUAUAUUUUGAGCAGAUGGUUGAAGCAAUUGCUUCUGGGGGAUCAGGUUUUCAACGUCCAUCGCAUCAUGAACUUCGGGGAUGGGUUCUGAAAAAUUCUGUGGAAGAUGUGAAGAAUGAUGUAGAUAGAUGUAAGAUGACGUGGGGGAGGACUGGCAGUUCGAUUUUGGUUGAUCAAUGGACUACAGAAGCUGGUAGGAUACUGAUAAGUUUUUUGGCUUACUGUCCUGAAGGUGUAGUGUUUUUGAAAUCGUUGGAUGCGACUGAGAGAUUGAUUUCAGAAGAUUUUUUAUACGGGUUGAUGAAAGAAGUAGUAGAAGAAGUUGGAGUUGGGCAAGUUGUGCAAGUGAUUACAUCAGCUGAGAAAUGGUAUGCUGAUGCUGGGAGAAUGCUGACUGAGACUUACCCUAGCCUUUAUUGGAGCCCUUCUGCGGCUCAUUGCAUUGAUUUGAUACUUGAAGAUUUUGGAAAUAUUGAGUGGAUUAGUACAGUUAUUGAACAGGCUAAAUCUAUAACAAGAUUUGUCUACAAUUACAGUGCAAUUUUGAAUAUGGUUAAAAGGUAUACUUUGGGGAAUGAUAUUGUGGAUCCCUCUUUCUCUCGCUUCACGACAGACUUUACCACGUUGAAACGAAUGGUUGUUCUUAAACACAAUUUACAGGCCAUGGUUACUUCUCAGGAAUGGAUGGAUUGUCCAUAUUCAAAGGAAGCAGCAGGUUUGGAGAUGUUAGAUAUACUAAGCAAUCAAACAUUUUGGUCCUCGUGUGAAAUGAUUGUUCGCCUGACACAUCCUCUUUUGAGAGUUCUGAGAACAGCUUCAAGUGAGAUGAGACCUGCAAUGGGAUACACUUAUGAAGGAAUUUACCGGGCAAAAGAAGCGAUUAAGAAAGCACUUAUCAAAAGGGAGGAUUAUAUGGUGUUCUGGAAUAUUAUACAUCAAAGAUGGGAUAGUCUUUGGCAUCAUCCUCUUCAUGCUGCAGGCUUCUAUCUUAAUCCGAAAUUCUUUUAUAGCAUUCAAGGGGAUGUACCCAAUGAGAUUCGCUCAGGGAUGCUUGACUGCAUAGAGAGAUUGGUACCUGAUACAAGAGUCCAAGAUAAAAUUAGCAAAGAAUUAAACUUGUAUAAAUCUGCUGCAGGAGAUUUUGGGAGAAAGAUGGCAAUCAGAGCUAGAGAUAAUCUGCUUCCUUCUGAAUGGUGGUCAACAUAUGGAGGAGGCUGCCCUAACUUGUCCCGCUUAGCAAUUCGCAUUCUUAGCCAAACAUCAAGUGUGAUGUUCUGCAAGAGAAACCAAAUUCCUUUUGAACAGAUAAUCAAUACAAGGAAUUAUAUAGAGCGCCAACAUUUUACUGAUCUCGUCUUUGUUCACUACAAUUUACGGUUGAGACAAAUGUUUAUGAAUAAGGAGCAAGAAUCUAGCGAUCCUCUGUCAUUCGACAACAUUUGUAACGUUGAAGACUGGAUCGGGCCAAGGGAUUUGUACUUCGGAGAGUAUGGUAACUCGGAUUGGAUGGCACUUGAUUCAUCUUCCAUUAACACAAUGCCUUUAAGGUCUUUAAACGAUGAACCUGAAGAAAUGUGUGAAGGGUUUGACGAUGAUGAGAUUUUCAUUAGUCUGAAAGAUGAUGAGGAUGUGAAUUCCGGAGACAAGUUCGAAAACCAUUAGUGAAUGAUGAAAGGAACCAUGCUUGCUGACAGCUUCCAAUUUUAGUUUCGACAUGUUUUCCCCAAAUACUGGUUCGUAUGUGUUAAUCUUAAAAAUAGAGGGAAACUAGGGUGGAGUUUACUGGACAUGUGAGAGGAACCAAGUUAUUGUUGAUGUAUUAGUUGGUAUGAUUUGGAAGGUUUUUGUACAGUAUUUGAUAGUUUUGUAGUAUUUCUUACACUACUAGAGUUUACAACUUUUGCAAACUGGAACCUCCAUUUUUAUUUUUAUUUGCUAAGAUUAUGAAUUGUUGAAAGCUAA
This is a messenger RNA of Medicago truncatula (barrel medic), 2837 nucleotides long. RefSeq lists its product as uncharacterized. Gene Ontology annotation, molecular function: protein dimerization activity; DNA binding. The coding region runs from base 216 to 2537 and encodes 773 amino acids. NCBI's taxonomy places the organism in Eukaryota, Viridiplantae, Streptophyta, Magnoliopsida, Fabales, Fabaceae. The record is from RefSeq and is a predicted model, not a curated record. The transcript is spliced from 5 exons.